AUGAUAGAGUGGAUAAGAUCUCAACUCGAUCUUUUCGACCUUCUAAUCAUCACAAUUGUUGGACUCGUAACUUUUUAUUAUUUCCGUAGCAAACGUGCGAGUGGAGACAAGGAGACUUCUCAACUAAGGUCUAGGGGGCCCUCCCAUGCUACCGCACCUAAGGUUUUAAGCGGUACUGAAUCUCCAAUAGCAAAAAUGCGUGAAGAGGGUCGCCAGAUUUUGAUACUGUUUGGAUCUCAAACUGGAACAGCGGAGGAACUGGCAGGGCGUUUGGCGAAUGAUUUGCAAAUAUUUAAACAAAAGGCUGUAGUGCUAGACCCAGAAGAAGUAGACUUGGAGGAUUUCGUAACUUUUACCAAAAUUCCCAAUGCUCUUUUGAUUCUUUGCAUGGCUACGUACGGCGAGGGUGAUCCAACGGACAAUGCAGUUCAGUUUCACGAAUAUUUUAAACACACGGGGACGGAUCUGCAUGGGAUCAGAUAUGCAGUAUGA
Molecule: messenger RNA, 492 nt
Organism: Enterobius vermicularis (human pinworm)
Lineage: Eukaryota; Metazoa; Nematoda; Chromadorea; Rhabditida; Oxyuridae
Source: the annotation of a GenBank genome assembly